Messenger RNA from Penicillium brevicompactum, 2808 nucleotides. RefSeq lists its product as uncharacterized. Gene Ontology annotation, biological process: carbohydrate metabolic process; glycoprotein catabolic process. The transcript has 5 exons. Bases 1 to 2808 code for a protein of 935 amino acids. The record is from RefSeq and is a predicted model, not a curated record. Lineage: Eukaryota; Fungi; Ascomycota; Eurotiomycetes; Eurotiales; Aspergillaceae. Gene Ontology annotation, molecular function: beta-mannosidase activity.
AUGCGUCUCUGGAAGCAGCUUUUUCUGACUGUGCUUUCAUCCGCGCUACCAGCAACCCUUGCGCAAAAUGUCAUCGAUCUGAGUGGGGAUGGCUGGACAGUCAGUAGUAGCGCGUUGAAUAUCAGCGUUCCUGGUCGUGUUCCCUCGCAGGCGCAUUUGGACCUUCUCGCUGCAGGAAUUAUUGAUGAUCCAUACCAUGGUUUAAAUGACUUCAACUUGCGUUGGAUUGCCAACAACAAUUGGACAUACACAAGUAAACCAAUCGAGGGCUUAUCAAGUGAUUCGAAAACAUCCUGGCUUGUCUUCAACGGACUUGACACGUUCACAACAAUCGAAUUUUGCGGUCAACACAUCGCCUCCACGGAAAACCAGUUCCGACAACACGUCUUCGACAUCUCAGAUGCGUUGAAAGGUUGCAAUGGAUUACCAACCGUAUCACUCAACUUCGGAAGUUGUCCCAAGAUUGCAAAUGCAAUUGCCGCCGAUCCCAAAUCACAGAAAUGGCCGGCUGGCAUUCAAGGAACCUUUGAGUUUCCGAACCGUUGGUAUAUUCGCAAAGAACAAUCCGAUUUUGGAUGGGACUGGGGUCCAGCCUUCUCCCCCGUUGGUCCUUGGCAGAAUGUCUACUUGGUACAGUCUGAGGCUAAGACGAGUGCGUACAUUUCAAACACCGGUUUUGACAUAUACCGGAAAGGCCAAAUCAAUCAUAUUGCUCCUGACCAGAACCAACCUUGGGUUUUCAAUGCGAGUAUCGACUUUGUUGGUUCACUGCCCGAGAAGUCGUCGAUGCAAAUUGAGAUCAAAGAUAUUGAGUCAGGCAGCAUUCUCAAAUCUGGAACUCUGGACAAUGCUGUUGUGACUGGUCAAACCAUCACAGGUCAAACAGUCAUUGAUGCGGAUGCGCCGAGACUUUGGUGGCCCACAGGGAUGGGCAAACAAAUCUUGUACAACGUCACAGUGACCAUUCGGGUUAAUGAAGAGGACAUCACGAGCGUGACCAAGCGCACCGGCUUCCGUACCAUUUAUCUCAAUCAGUCCAACAUCACUGAGGAGCAAAGGUCCCAAGGCAUUGCGCCGGGAGCCAACUGGCAUUUUGAGGUGAAUGGUCAAGAGUUCUAUGCCAAGGGUUCAAACAUCAUUCCACCCGAUGCCUUUUGGCCCCGAGUCACAGAAGCCAAGAUGAAGCGACUGUUUGAUGCCGUUGUCGCCGGAAACCAAAAUAUGCUCCGAGUCUGGUCCUCUAGCAUUUACCUUCCGGACUUCAUGUACGAUCUUGCUGACGAGCGUGGAGUGUUGCUUUGGAGCGAGUUUCAAUUCAGUGAUGCAUUAUACCCCACAGACCAACCGUUCCUCGAUAAUGUUGCGGCAGAAGUUGUUUAUAACGUGAGACGGGUCAACCACCAUCCAUCACUGGCCCUGUGGGCGGGUGGAAAUGAGAUUGAAAGUUUAGAACUACCCACGGCAAAAGAAAAGGCACCUGAAGCUUACGAUUUCUUGGUUGGGGACUAUGAGCACUUGUUCAUUACUCUCAUUCUGCCCCUGGUUUACGAAAACUCGCGGUCAAUCUCGUACAUGCCAAGCAGCACAAACAACGGAUUUUUAAAAGUUGACCUUUCCGCCCCAGUCCCAAUGGUUGAGCGCUAUGAUAACGGCACGGAUCAAGAAGGCUAUUACUAUGGCGAUACUGACUACUACAACUAUGAUAGUAGGGUGGCAUUCAAUUUCGAAGGCUACCCAGUCGGUCGUUUUGCGAAUGAGUUUGGCUACCACAGCAUGCCAAGUCUUCAAACCUGGCAGCAGGCAGUGGAUGAGGAAGAUCUUCAUUUCAACAGUAGCACAAUCGUGCUCCGAAAUCAUCACUAUCCUUCGAACGGUCCGGACACCCACAACUACAAGAAUGCAUCUAUGGGAAUGGCCGAGAUGACCUUGGCAGUCGAAAGGUACUAUCCAAUUCCAAACAAGGACGACUCUUUAGCGAAUUUUAGCACAUGGUGCCAUGCGACGCAGCUUUUCCAAGCCGACAUGUACAAGUACGAAAUUCAAUUCUACCGCCGUGGCAGCGGAAUGCCAGAGCGCCAACUCGGAUCUCUAUAUUGGCAGCUGGAAGAUAUCUGGCAGGCGCCAACAUGGGCUGGUAUUGAGUACGAUGGCCGCUGGAAGGUGCUUCAUUACACAGCACGCGACAUUUACCAACCUAUUAUCGUCUCACCAUUCUGGAACUCGUCAACUGGUGACCUGUCAGUCUAUGUCACCUCAGACCUUUGGAAAACCGCACAGGGUAAUGUGAGCUUUACUUGGUCAGACCUCUCAGGAAAGCCUAUUCUAGACAACGCAGGAACCCCAAAGAGCAGAAGCUUCUCGGUCGGUGCUCUGAACACUACCAGAAUUUACGACACAAACAUCUCAAAGAUCUCUCUUCCAAGCAUUCGAGACGCAGUUUUGAUCAUUGAUCUGACAGCCCAGGGUUACCUCCCCAAUCAAGAGCAAGAUUCUGCGACUAUAUUCACCCAUCGGAACCACUUUACGCCAGUUUACCCAAAGGAUCUAGAGCUGAAAGAUCCCCAGCUACACCUAUCACACGAUUCAAAAGAUAACAUAUUCACUGUCGAAGCUAGGAGCGCCAUUUCAUUGUAUACUUGGAUUGACUACCCUGCCGGGGUGGUGGGCUACUUUGAAGACAACUCUUUCACACUGGCUCCAGGCGAGAAACGCAGUCUCAAGUUUGUUGUGCAAAAAGAUGAGACUGGCGGCAAGUGGGUUGACGGUGUCACUGUGCGAAGCUUAUGGGAUCAGACUACGAAAUCUUAA